AUGAGGGCGAAAGUAGAAGAGGAGAUAGAUAGGCUCCUGAAAGAGGGCAUCAUAACACCGGUCAAGUACACUGAGUGGGCGGCGCCAAUUGUUCCUGUGUUGAAGCCGGAGGGCUCCAUUAGAAUAUGUGGCGAUUACAAACUAACAGUAAACAGCGCCUCCUCACUCGAGCAAUACCCUAUUCCUCGUGUAGAAGAUCUGUUCAAUACACUGGGAGGGACACGGUUCUACACCUACGCAAGAGGGACACGGUUCUCCAAACUUGAUUUAAGCCACGCCUAUCAGCAGAUCGUGAUGGAUGAUGACUCCAAGAAAUACCUUACGAUAAACACACACAGAGGCCUUUUCACCUACAAUAGGCUCCAACGACUGGAAGAGGCAGGACUGCGACUGCGCAGAAGCAAGUGUGCAUUCUUGCAAGACCAGGUUGAGUACUUGGGUCACAACAUUGAUGCUGAAGGCCUGCAUCCAGUGCUGAGCAAGGUAACAGCCAUCGAGGAAGCUCCGCCUCCAACCACAGUGACUGAGCUGAAAGCAUAUCUUGGCCUUUUAAAUUACUAUAAUAAGUUUCUUCCUAAUCUCGCCACACGUCUAGCACCAUUACACAGAUUGUUAAGAAAAGACAUUCAGUGGACUUGGAAGAAAGAACAAGAUGAUGCGUUUUGUUUGUCUAAACAGCUGCUGAAAUCAGCAAAAGUCCUGGCUCACUUCAGCAAAGAACUUGUGCUGGCAUGCGACGCCUCACCGUACGGAGUCGGCGCCGUGCUGUCACACAUCAUGGAAGACGGAAGUGAAAAGCCCAUAGGCUUCAUGUCACGCACACUGACACCAGCUGAACAGUGUUACUCACAGCUCGACAAGGAGGGGUUAGCCAUCAUAUUCGGAAUCAAGCGAUUUCACAAGUAUAUCUAUGGACAACGAUUCACGAUCAGCACUGAUCACAAGGCAUUGAUCUCGCUUUUCCAUGAAAAGAAGCCGGUGCCACAGAUGGAAUCACCAAGAGUGCAACGGUGGGCAAUACUUCUGAGAGCGUACGAGUACAAUAUGGUGUACAAGCCAGGCAAAGACCACGCAGACGCAUUGAGCAGGCUACAACUGCCACACAUUGAAGAGGAGGAUGACACAGGACAGGUCCUCAUGCUGGAUGUGGUGGAAGACCCACCAAUCACAACAGCCCAAGUGAAGCAGUGGACUGCGAAAGAUGAAAUAUUAUCACAAGUGCUGUUGUGGUGUUUGAAUGGCUGGCCAAAGGAGGUGGCUUCAAUGUUCAAGGCCUACAGCCAGAGAAGGCUUGAACUCAGUGUCAGAGAUGGAUGUGUGCUCUGGGGAGUGAGAGUGGUUGUUCCAAAGAAGGGAAGGGCCACCCUUUUAAAACAUCUACACUACACACACCCAGGCAUCUCCAGGAUGAAGGGCUUGGAACGUUCAUACGUGUGGUGGCCAGGUAUGGAUGCUGACAUAGAAAGAGAAGUACAGUCCUGCCACACGUGCCAGGAAAACAGAAAGGCUCCAGCUCCUCUCCAUCCCUGGGAGUGGCCAGAGACACCCUGGAGUAGAUUGCAUGUUGAUUAUGCCGGCCCUCACUUAGGCAGGAUGUUUCUUAUCGUGAUCGAUGCGCAUUCAAAAUGGCUUGAUGUGUAUCCAACAACUGAAAUAAUGAUGUCUAAGAGACUGCGGUCCACACUGGAUCUUCUGCUGCCUGAUGUGAAGUCAAAGAUUCAAAAGAAACAACUCAAACAGAAAGCACAACAUGACUUACACAGCAAAUGGAGAAGCUUCUCUCCUGGUGACGACGUGUACAUCCGAAACUAUGGUCACGGACCAAGGUGUGUCCCAGCCGUCAUUGAGAUGAACACAGGACCUGUCUCCUACACAGUGCAGACAGGAGAUGGACGCGUCAUGAGACGUCACGUGGACCAGAUCCGUAAACGUCACGCUUCGAUGACAGAGACAUCCAUGCCGGACAUGACACUGGAGCCCAUGAGUCUUCAUGUUCCAGAGAACGCAGCGGAGGCUUUGACAGGAGACUCGGCUGUUCCAGCGUCAGUGGGAGGAGAAGGGAGUGAGCCCACUGAAGGGAGUGAGCCCACUGAAACAGCCCAGGUUCACCCUCCAGCUGAUCCGCCAGAGACGAGUACAGACUCACCACCGGUGCUGCGACGCUCUGAGCGCACUAAAAAGACUCCAACUCAUCUGAGAGACUUUGUGAACUAG
This is a messenger RNA of Hypomesus transpacificus, 2214 nucleotides long. RefSeq lists its product as uncharacterized. The record is from RefSeq and is a predicted model, not a curated record. Lineage: Eukaryota; Metazoa; Chordata; Actinopteri; Osmeriformes; Osmeridae.